Messenger RNA from Microtus oregoni (creeping vole), 1446 nucleotides. Its product is annotated as interferon-inducible GTPase 1-like. Gene Ontology annotation, molecular function: GTPase activity; GTP binding. Gene Ontology annotation, cellular component: endoplasmic reticulum membrane. The transcript has 2 exons. The coding region runs from base 100 to 1341 and encodes 413 amino acids. The record is from RefSeq and is a predicted model, not a curated record. Gene Ontology annotation, biological process: defense response; cellular response to interferon-beta. Lineage: Eukaryota; Metazoa; Chordata; Mammalia; Rodentia; Cricetidae.
CUGGGGUUGAACCCAAGGCCUUAGUCAUGCAGGGAAAGCUCACUACCAGCUGAUCUACAUCUCCAGUGCACAGUUAGUGACUGCUUUUUAAUCAUAAACAUGGGUCAGUUAUUCUCUGAUACAUCUAAGAAUGAGGACAACAGAGAUUUGGAGUCCAGCUUCACUAAAUAUUUUAAGAAGAUUAAGACAGAAAACAAAAUCCUUUCUCAAGAGACCAUCCAUUUAAUAGAAUUUCAUCUGAAAAAGGGAAACAUUCAAGGGGCAAACUCUGUAAUCAAUGAUGCUUUAAAAAAUAUUGAUAACAUCCCAAUAAACAUUGCUGUGACAGGAGAGUCUGGAGGAGGGAAGUCCAGCUUCAUCAAUGCCCUGAGGAGGGUUGGACCUGAAGACCAAGGUGCAGCUAAAGAAGGGGUAACCGAAACAACCAUGAUGAGAACUCCAUACAAACACCCCAAAAUUCAAACUUUGACUUUUUGGGACCUGCCUGGCAUUGGAACUAUGAACUUUCCACCAAAAGAUUAUCUGGAGAAAGUGAAAUUCCAAGAGUAUGAUUUCUUCAUUAUUGUUUCUGCCACACGUUUUACAAAACUUGAACUAGACCUUGCCAAAGCAAUCAGAUUCAUGAAAAAGAAUUACUACUUUGUAAGAACCAAGGUCGACAUAGAUUUACAAAAUGAAAAGGAAUCCAAACCACGCACCUUUGACAGAGAAAAGACCCUGCAGCAGAUCAGAAACUACUGUGUGAACACCUUUACUCAGAAUAACAUGAAUGCACCACAGAUUUUCUUGAUUUCUAACAAACAUUUAUCUGACUAUGAUUUUCCAGUUCUGAUGGACACUCUGAUAAAGGAUCUUUCUAAUCAAAAGCGCCACAAUUUUAUGCUUUCCUUGCCUAAUAUUACCGAGGCAGUCAUUGACAGAAAGCACAAGUCUAUGCAGCAGCAUAUCUGGUUGGAAGCCUUCAAGGCUGGACUUUUGGCUGCUAUUCCUGUAGUGGGCAUCCUCACAAAUGAGGUAGAGAAACUAAAGGUGAAGUUAAACCACUACCGAGUCCUCUUUGGAGUGGAUGAUGUAUCCCUGGAAGUCAUUGCUAAGGACUCUCAAGUGCCUGUCGAACAAUUGAAAAAAAUCAUUAAAUCACCUUUUUUGUUAGAAACUAAGAAAGAAGAAACAUUAGGAGAAAUGUUGUUAAAAUAUUUGGAGAUAUUUGCCUCAAUUCGUGGUGGGCCCCUUGCUUCAGGUCUUUACUUUAGAAAAACCUUUUACUUAGAAUUUCUUUUCCUUGACACAGUGACUGAAGAUGCCAAAGUUCUCCUUAGAGAGACAUAUUCAAAAAUAUAGUUCAAAUUCAACUCAUUCACAGCUACUAACAAUGACAAAAUCAAAUGGUUAAUGCCAGGAAGUCACUGGAUAAAUUCCCUCUAUGAUAGCUUUUUUUUUUUAACA